This is a messenger RNA of Oldenlandia corymbosa var. corymbosa, 510 nucleotides long. The record is from the annotation of a GenBank genome assembly. NCBI's taxonomy places the organism in Eukaryota, Viridiplantae, Streptophyta, Magnoliopsida, Gentianales, Rubiaceae.
AUGGCUUUAGUCUCUGGAGGAAGGUCUACUCUGAAUCCAAAUGCGCCAUUGUACAUCCCUGCUUCAAUGCGCCAAGUGGAGGACUUCUCACCAGAAUGGUGGAACUUAGUAACUACAUCCAGUUGGUUUCAUGAUUAUUGGCUCAGCCAGCACCAGGAACUGAGUGAGGAUUUCUUGGGUUAUGAGGAAGAUGGGUUUGGAGAUGCUGAUGUUGUUGAUCUGCUGCCGGAUAGUAUUGAUCUUGGUAUGGAUGAGGAGGACCUGAACAUGGAAGCUCAGUUUGAGGAAUUCCUCCGCUCCUCUGAAAUUGGACAGGAAUAUAAGCAAUCCUUCCCCAAGGGACUGAAUGAAAAUGGUUUUCUGAGGGGCUCUGAGACAGCAAUCAAGAGUCUGAAUUCACCAGUGGAGAAAGGACAGAAGUACGGUGCUGAACAAGUCAAGUUCCAGGAGAAGCCAGCAAAAUAUGUCAACCCAAAAUGCAGCCCUCGCCGCAUCCAGCAACCCCGUUAA